AUGGUAGCGAAAGAGAUGGCUUUGGGUGACAGAAAGGAUCCCACAAAUGCGUUCAGGUGGGACAAAGUCAAGAUGAAUCUCCCAGGGUCUAGCACCUACGACGCAGGUCUGCCUUGGGUGUUCAAAAUCCGCUGGUCAGACAGGAAGAUUGCGGCGGAUCUUCUCAUCUAUGUGGAUGACGGACGAGUUACGGCACCAAACAAACUUGAGUGUAAGCGGGCCACCCGGAAGGCGGCAAGUCGAUUGAAUGAACUAGGUAUACAAGAAGCUGCAAGAAAGCGAAGGUGGGGGUCUUGGAAGCCUUGGGCUUGGGCUGGGUUGUUGGUGAAAACGACCCAUGAUUCUGUGAACGUGUUUGUAUCGCAGGAAAGGUGGGACAAAACUAAGGCUCAAGUCAGAGAUAUGGUGGAAGAGUUGGACACCUCGGUUUCAGGAACUUUGAAACACAAACCGCUUGAGCGGAAGCGCGGGUUUCUGAUUUAUGUGAUAUGA
Molecule: messenger RNA, 492 nt
Organism: Cylindrotheca closterium
Lineage: Eukaryota; Bacillariophyta; Bacillariophyceae; Bacillariales; Bacillariaceae
Source: the annotation of a GenBank genome assembly